Messenger RNA from Dicrocoelium dendriticum, 946 nucleotides. The record is from the annotation of a GenBank genome assembly. NCBI's taxonomy places the organism in Eukaryota, Metazoa, Platyhelminthes, Trematoda, Plagiorchiida, Dicrocoeliidae.
GCUCCCCGAUAUAUGGCUGAGGUAUUUUACAACAAUCGUAGAAUCGAUGGACGUCGGCCACAUGAACUACGUCGUGUGUUCUGUCAAUUCCAGACUGGGAAUUCCGAUGGAAUCGUGCUGUUGCACCAAGGGAAUACCAAAGUAUUGGCUUCUGUUGUGGGACCUCGACCCUGCCGAUUUCGAAGUGAAGUGAAACCAGGCGAGGUUAUCUUAGUCUGUCGUUACUACAAACCACCGUUCUCUUCUACCUCUGGGGAAAGGCGUAAGAUAUCUGCUCGGGACAGGUCAAUGAAUGAUUACGCCACAACUAUCGAGGAAAUAUUCGCAUGCGUUAUUCGUACGGAGAAAUAUCCCAUGUCCCAAAUCGACAUCUUCAUCGAAGUCCUCCAGUCAGAUGGUUCUGAAUUCGCAUGCGCCGUUAAUGCAGCCGCCUUGGCCUUGACUGAUGCUGGAAUCGAAAUGCGCCAUUUGGCCUGCGCUGCCACAGUAGGUAUGUGGGGUUCAAACAUAUUUGCGGAUCUUUGCCGUUUCGAAGAGACUCCACGGCUUCCCCAAUUGACUAUGGUCUGUCUGCAAUCCAUUGACGAGAAGGGCAUGGCGGUGGAUGAGAACUCAGACGGUGACCAACCUCAGGUGUUACACACUCGUCUCUCCUCUUGGCUGCCUUCCACAAAGGUGGAUGAGUUAUGCAAGGCAGCUAUAGAAGUGGCACACACGUUGAGCAUUGAGUUCGCCUCAUGGCUGCGUAAUCGAGUGCGUGUCGGAGUGGAGGUGCGAUGAUGCUGUGUCGAUGUGGGACUCCAUUCCCUACCCAACACGUGUACAGUGUACAAUCUCCAUGAUUCAGACAUCUUUCGCAUCGCAACGAUUGUGAAUAAUAAAUAAUUUUGUCUACUUAACAUCGUGUCAACAGAUUGUGAUCAUAACACCUGACAGCCAAAUGUAG